This is a messenger RNA of Pelagomonas calceolata, 507 nucleotides long. NCBI's taxonomy places the organism in Eukaryota, Pelagophyceae, Pelagomonadales, Pelagomonadaceae. The record is from the annotation of a GenBank genome assembly.
AGUCUGCGGCGCCUUGGUGCAUCAGAACACUCCAUACUCGUCACGCAGAGCAAUCUUGCAAUCACGUAUCGAGCGCUCGGACGGAAUGAAGAGGCCUUGCGGAUGCGACGAGACGUAUACUCGGGACGUCUGAAGCUCAAUGGCGAGGAACAGGAGACAACCCUCCGAGCAGCCAACAACUACGCGGACUCCCUUGUGAAUCUAGAGCGCUUCGAAGAAGCCAAGGCACUGAUGCGCAAAACGAUGCCCGUGGUGCGACGCGUUCUCGGAGACGGACAUAGACUCACGCUCAAGAUGAGGAAAAUGUACGCGACUGCGCUCUACAAGGACGAUGGCGCCACGCUCGACGAUUCUCGCGAGGCCGUGGAAAGGCUCGAGGCUACGGAACGGACCGCGCGGCGCGUGCUCGGCGGCGCGCACCCGCUCACAACGCAGAUUGAGCGCGAACUGCGAUACGCGCGAGCCGCGCUCCGCGCCCGCGAAACUCCGCCGGCGAGCCAGGCCUAA